Molecule: messenger RNA, 400 nt
Organism: Symsagittifera roscoffensis
Lineage: Eukaryota; Metazoa; Xenacoelomorpha; Acoela; Convolutidae
Product: probable methyltransferase-like protein 24
Source: RefSeq, a predicted model, not a curated record
GAACAGGCAAUUUCCCCCUCAUAAAGGCAGCUGGAUGGAGAUCAUGGGAUGGCCACAAGUAUGUAUGCGCAGAUGAUUUCCAUCCAAAAUCUACUACAAAUGAACAAGACUGUUUGGUCUACUCUUUCGGAAUAUCCGAUGAUUUGUCGUUCGAAGACGCAGUAGCUGCACAAGGAUGCGAGGUAUUUGCUUUUGAUCACACAAUCAAGAGACUUCCGAGCACCAAAAAUAGCCGGAAAAUCCACUGGAAACCAAUCGGACUGGGAGUGGAAAACAGUGAGACGCUGAAAACUUUAGGCACUCUUAUUGCCGAAAAUGAUCACACCAACAGGAUCAUACAAUAUCUCAAAGUGGACGUGGAGGGCGCCGAGCGGGAAGCCAUGAUAGAGUGGAUGACAUC